UUUGGCUUCACAUCUCAUACCUAUUUUCCCAUAUCUUUUUGACAAUCCAGAUUCUUAGCUAUCUAUCUAUAUACAAAUUAAUUCAAACAAGAUGGCUUCUUCCACUUCAGCUGCAUUGGUAAAUGGGUUGGGAUCUGCCUUCUUCACCGGUGGCAAGAAGAGCCAGGCUCUCUUCUCCGCCCCCCUCGCCACCAGAGCCAACGGUGGCGCCGCCCCCAAGAGGUCGAUCGCCAUGGCCGCCGCUGCCCCUAAGAAGUCUUGGCUCCCUGGCGUCAGGGGUGGCGGCAACUUGGUCGACCCUGAAUGGCUUGAUGGCUCGCUCCCUGGUGACUACGGCUUCGACCCGCUCGGGCUGGGGAAGGACCCAGCGUUCUUGAAAUGGUACCGGGAGGCGGAACUGAUCCACGGCAGGUGGGCCAUGGCGGCAGUCCUAGGCAUCUUCGUGGGACAGGCAUGGAGCGGCAUCCCGUGGUUCGAGGCCGGGGCUGCACCUGGGGCAGUGGCGCCUUUCUCGUUCGGGACCCUGCUAGGGACCCAACUCCUGUUGAUGGGGUGGGUGGAGAGCAAGAGGUGGGUGGACUUCUUCAACCCGGAGUCCCAGUCGGUGGAAUGGGCAACCCCGUGGUCGAGGACCUCAGAGAACUUCGCCAACGCCACUGGCGAGCAGGGCUACCCGGGCGGGAAGUUCUUUGACCCGCUUGGGUUCGCCGGGACACUUAAGGAUGGGGAUUACAUCCCCGACGAGGAGAAGCUCGACAGAUUGAAGCUCGCGGAGAUCAAGCAUGCGAGGAUCGCGAUGCUUGCGAUGCUCAUCUUCUACUUUGAGGCUGGACAAGGGAAGACACCCCUUGGAGCCCUUGGCUUGUAAGGCUUAACACCCACAUUGUUGUACUCCAUAAACAAACGUUUGCAAUGUAGAGAGUUUGAUUGAUCA
Molecule: messenger RNA, 934 nt
Organism: Salvia splendens (bonfire salvia)
Lineage: Eukaryota; Viridiplantae; Streptophyta; Magnoliopsida; Lamiales; Lamiaceae
Product: chlorophyll a-b binding protein CP24 10A, chloroplastic
Exons: 2
Coding region: 92-868 (258 amino acids)
Biological process (GO): photosynthesis, light harvesting
Cellular component (GO): membrane
Source: RefSeq, a predicted model, not a curated record